GGCUUCCCAUGACGAGCAAGCCAGGGAGGAAGUCCAAUCCACGAGGCCAGGUCCGUAUUACUCCCGCCGCUCCGACGUGACGUGUUUACUGGAUUGCAGUCGAGGCGACCACUACGCUUCAGCCAGCUCGCGCCGAAUGUUUCUCAAGCAAAUUGAUCUCACAACCGCGCUCCGGCCCUCAUAUCUGCCAGACGAAGUGCUACUAUGCCUCCAGGAUAAUGUGGGGCUUUACGAGGGAAAGUACAAGCUGCCCAAUCAGCAGAACGGACAGGUCUACCUGACAUCACACCGCAUCUGCUAUGUCGACAAGAAUGAGCCGAGAAAGCACUCGGUCGCCCUCGAUCUGAAGGAUGUAGAGCGAUACGAGUUCUAUGCCGGCUUCCUCAAGUCGUCUGCAAAGAUCACGCUGGUACCAAAGCCCACCAAAAGACGCUCGGGACUGCUCCAGCAAUCCAGAUCUCCCGGGUCCCAAUCCCCACGAACCAGCGGUGCUGCAACCCCGAUACCGAGGCCUGCCAGCACCCCAAGGUCUCUGGCGCUCGACAGCCCUGCGCCAAACACCACGGCGACAUGGGUCUGUACCAUUUGUAGCUUUUCGAAUCCUGUGCCGUCAAACUUUGAUCCUGGAACCGCGAACGCCCAUACUCCGCUUCCGCCAUGUUUGGCGUGCGGGAUCAAGCCGGCCUUGACGCACGUUCUCAAGGCCGCCAUCUCUAAUGCGGCCAGCCGACCUAUUCUGGCAGCGCCCCUUCCUUUGCGACCGCAGGCGCGGCCACUGUCUGCCACGCACGGUUCUGGUCAGGAUUUACUCGGCCCUGGAGCGAAGAGUGGUUCGACUCCGACAGCGGAUCCUGAGGCGUCGUUUCAAUGUCCUCGCUGCACCUUUCUGAACCACCCCUCGUUGAUGUCGUGUGAGAUAUGUGGUGCUCCGCUGGUAUCUCAAGGUGUUCCCGCCGAGUUAACAGCGGCGGAUGAUCGGGUAGAUUCUCCAGGGCCUUUUCUGACCCCGGUUGGUAACUUGCCUGGCGUCGAAAAUCCAGAAAGUGUCAAGCUAUCAUUCCGUGGUGGCGGAGAGAAGAUAUUCUACGAGCGCCUCAAGGGUUCAAUGGCACAACGCAAGUGGCUUUUACAAGAUGCACCCCCAAUACCCAGGUCCUUGCGAGGCGGUGCGGUCGAUCCAGAAGGCGGUCCUUCGGGCAGGGGUGCCUCCAACGAACGUAUCAAGACAGCAGGCAUUGCCGGCCUCGAGAAACGGGGUAUUGAUCUACGAAAGAAUAACGAACUGGUGAUCGGCAGUGCCUUUGAAGAUCUCGAGGCUCUAAUGGCUUCGGCGAAGGAUAUAGUCGCGCUGGCUGAAUCAUUUGCUCGACAAGCAAAUAGCGGUGGUGCAUCUUCUGAAGCGAAUGCCAUUUUGGCCGAGUCAGCGACCCAGCUAGGCUUGGUUACCACCAAGGACACGGUCGGCGGAAGUAGCUCAGAAUCUCUGUAUAUCUCUGAGCUGGCGAGGAACCUGGCCGAAUUCCUAACUGAUGACGCAAGGGGAGUGUUGCGGAAGGCGGGCGGAAUAAUAAGUUUGGUGGAUCUGUGGGCUAUGUUCAACCGAGCACGUGGAGGUGUGGAAUUGGUGAGCCCCAUGGAUCUUGAGAAGGCAGUGAGGCAGUGGGAGACCCUGCAGCUUCCCGUUCGACUGCGAAUUUUCAAGAGCGGAGUUAUGGCAGCACAAGGUGCCGACAGAACAGAUGAGAGCAUAAUCAAGGCUAUCCUGGGUUGGCUGCGAGAUUUACACGAGAUACCCCCAGAUCAUGAAGUGUCCUGGAAUUGGCGCGAGUUUGGUCGAGGAGUGACCGCGCAGGAUGCUGCAGAGCGGUUCGGUUGGAGCAUUGGCGUGGCCGAAGAGGAGCUUGAGAUGGCAGAGGAGCGUGGCGUCCUCUGCCGCGAGGAGGGUAUUGAGGGCUUGAAGUUCUGGGAGAACCAUAUCGAUACUGGUGAGGGCCUAUCUCCAGGCCAACUGGAAGCAAAGGCAGCCAAAGAGGCUCAGGCCAGGAUCUACAAGGCUCUGAAGCAGACAGGCAUGCUGUAGAGACAUGGGGCUGACUUUCUGAGUGUGUGAUAAGGCUUGGAAAGACGUGAGCAAUACAAUGUGAUAAAAG
This is a messenger RNA of Pyricularia grisea, 2150 nucleotides long. RefSeq lists its product as uncharacterized. Gene Ontology annotation, biological process: protein transport to vacuole involved in ubiquitin-dependent protein catabolic process via the multivesicular body sorting pathway. The transcript has 2 exons. The record is from RefSeq and is a predicted model, not a curated record. Gene Ontology annotation, cellular component: late endosome membrane; ESCRT II complex. Lineage: Eukaryota; Fungi; Ascomycota; Sordariomycetes; Magnaporthales; Pyriculariaceae. Gene Ontology annotation, molecular function: ubiquitin binding; phosphatidylinositol-3-phosphate binding. The coding region runs from base 137 to 2080 and encodes 647 amino acids.